Molecule: messenger RNA, 2004 nt
Organism: Polychytrium aggregatum
Lineage: Eukaryota; Fungi; Chytridiomycota; Chytridiomycetes; Polychytriales
Exons: 13
Coding region: 1-2004 (667 amino acids)
Biological process (GO): poly(A)+ mRNA export from nucleus
Cellular component (GO): nucleus
Molecular function (GO): protein binding; RNA binding
Source: RefSeq, a predicted model, not a curated record
AUGAGUCGAUACGCCGACACCGACUACGGUGCCGAUCGAGCGCGGCCCCGCGGCCGGACCUCGUCCGGCGACGUCUUUAGCCGGCUGGGCGGGAGCGGCCAGGGCGAGUCCUCGGCCCAGCGCGACGGAACCCAUGCUCGCCAUCGCAGUGGCGGUGGGUUUUCGACCCGAGGCAGGGGCGGCAUCUCCAAGCACUCACUCCCUGGGCGGCCCGAACACAACCUCACUCCCUAUUCCUCGGCUCCCGAUGGUGGUCCGCGGCGAUCCUACAAUCGAUCCAAGACCUUCAACACUCUGGCACAAGAAGGGACCCCGAGACUCGUCACCAACUGGUCCGGCGCUUCCAAGACUGCAACGGAGCAGACGUUCCUCGAUUUUAUCCGAUCCAAAGUCAGAUCGCCCAUCACCAUCAUCAAUAGCGUAUACAUGGGCGACACAGCCACUCUCACGGUCGAAAAGCCCGCACACGCCAUCGUUCUGAAGAGCCUCUCGGGCAUCUAUUUCCAAGGGAUCAAGCUCUUUAUCUCAAUCGGCCAAUCCGGCCCUCCGCCGGAUGACAGCGGCAGCCAAACGGCAAUCCAGAAGCUGACCGAGCUCAUAAACUCUCGCUACGAUUCGGCGAACCGCUACCUGAACCUCGACAACAUCACCGAUCAGCUCAAGGCCAUCGGCCAGCCCGAUCUGUCCGAAAGCUCAAAGUUGGGGCCUGUGCUGUGCAAACUGUUUGAGCAAAUCUGUCCAGAGGUCGAGUCAAUCUCUCUGGCCGGAAAUGACAUCAAAACGCUGCAGCCGUUCUCGACACUGCCAACGCGGCUCCCGAAUCUCGCCAACCUGUCCUUCCAGAACAACAAGCUAUUCUCAUAUCAAAACAUCGAUGUGCUGCCUGGGAGCCAGCUGCGGAAUCUCAAGCAUCUGAUUCUUCUUGGCAACCCCAUUCGGGACAAGCUGUUGUCUCGGCCUGGUGGAGAUCUCACAUAUAAGAGCGAUAUCAAAAAGAUAUUCCCGAGCCUCGAGUUCCUCGACAACGAGCAGCUCGUGGGUGAGAUUCGGUUCGACGUCGGAGAGGAGGACACUAUGGAGUCGGAUCUGCCCUUCAAGUCAUGCAAGGGCUUCAUGGAUUCGCUUGGGACAUCGAAUGUGGUCCAGGACUUUCUGCCAAAGUUUUUCUCGGCCUUUGACUCUCAUCGGUCCGAGCUAUCGAACGUCUACGACAACAAUGCGCUCUUCUCGGUCUCGGUCAACAACCACUAUCCCCCAACAUCCAAGGCUUUCGGCAGCCGAGCUGGAGGCUCGGGCACCGAGUACUUUGAUACUUGGUGGACCUUCAAUCGCAACCUGCAGCGAAGCAAAACAACAGACAAGCGCAUCCCGCUGCUGUAUCAAGGCACAGAACGCAUCAUGUGUGCCCUCAACUCCCUACCCGCCACCCGCCAUCCGUUGGACGACACAUCCAAGUUUGUAGCGGAUGCUUUCCAGAUCGCUGGACCCAAUGGCGUGCCCAUGCUGUUCAUCCAAGUGCAUGGCGAGUUCUGCGAAAUCAACCCCAGAGACAACAAGGCUGGAAGAAACAGGAGUUUUGAUCGGACACUUUACCUCGUUCCGUCGACUCCUGGCUCGAGACCUCACCAAGCAGGCGUGCCCUAUGCCAUCAUCAACGAUCUCCUCGUCGUCCGCUGCUGCACCGGCAACAAAGCAUGGGCGAAUGCAACUGAUUAUGCCGACACGACCACGACACCAAAGCCGGCUCCAACACUGCAAACAUCAACACCAAACUCGGCUCCGGCUGGGCCCAUGCAGAGUCAGGGCCAGAACCCGGUUCCUGCAGAGCUUGCCCACCUCAACCCACAGCAGCUCGAAAUGGUCUACGAAAUCUCAUCGAGGACCCACCUCAACUAUGCCUACUCGCUACAAUGCCUCAGCGACUGCGGCUGGCAGAUGACGACGGCCCUGGAGGCAUUCCAUCGGCACAAGAGCAACAUCCCAUCGGAUGCAUACAUCCAAUAA